Molecule: messenger RNA, 1753 nt
Organism: Colletotrichum phormii
Lineage: Eukaryota; Fungi; Ascomycota; Sordariomycetes; Glomerellales; Glomerellaceae
Product: fungal Zn binuclear cluster domain-containing protein
Exons: 4
Coding region: 256-1608 (450 amino acids)
Biological process (GO): regulation of transcription by RNA polymerase II
Molecular function (GO): DNA-binding transcription activator activity, RNA polymerase II-specific; zinc ion binding
Source: RefSeq, a predicted model, not a curated record
GUAGUCAGUGCAUUGGCCGUUCGCAUUCUCUUUUUCUUUCAUUGUUCUCCCUCAUUUCUCUGCUGAGUGAGUCCUGGCCAUUUCCAACCCUUUCACCCACGCGGCCAUCUUACGAACCCGAACCCGCUUCGACACUUCCAGUUCCCACGGAAUCCACGGUGUAUUAUCUCUCCACCACAAAUCCAACCAACGGUGUACCUCAAACACCCCUUGUCCACCACCCUUAGCCCGUGCCGGCAUCGCGCGCGCGCGCCCAUGGAGAAGCGUACAAGGCGCCUCGGUCACAAAAAGUCGAGGAACGGUUGCCAGCGCUGCAAAGCACGUCGUGUCAAGUGUGACGAGGAACGACCGUGUCAGAAGUGUGUUGCCCAUGGGGCACACUGCAGUCUACUCGACCGUCCCGCAUCGGUAACGGCGCCUCUCACGCCACCCGCCGCAGCCAAGCUUGCUCAGAAUGCGCAACGAUACGCACCCAUUCAGGCCGCGGCAGCGGGGGUGACAACCUCGUCCACCUCGUCUUCGCAGCAGUCAAAUCAUGGCGUGCAAGAAGCGGCGAGUGAAGCAGGUCUCACCCCCAACACAGCAGUGAGAAGCACUCCUCCCUAUCCCGGGGGUGAAGCGGCGCCAGAUCCUCGCAACCCCGCCGCAGAUCCCUGGGAUCUCUCGGAGGAUUGGCUACAGAGUUUACGCCUGAUGCACCACUACAGCACCAGUACCCGGCACGUCCUGCCAAAAGAUGCCUGUACCGAAGAGCUCUGGAAGACGGCUAUACCCGAGAUGGCUUGCUCUCACAAAUUCCUCAUGCACGGCCUGUUGGCCUUAUCCGCCCUCCAUUACGCACACAUCCACCCGCAAGAGCGGAAAAAGUACGACAUCAUCUCGGUGAACCACCAGAAUGAGGCACUGCGCUUCUUCGCCCUCCGUCUAAACGACAUCAACAAGGACAACUGCGAGGCCUACUUCUUCCUGGCGACGCUUAUCUUCAUUGUCAGCAUCUGCUCCGUGGCACACAGCGAGGGCUUCGGCAGGCAAAUCACGCUCAGCGACGUCUCGCAGUCCUUUUCCCUCCUUCACGGCGUCAAGGGCAUCCUCGACUUCCAGCCCAUCGAGGCAUGGAGGCAGCGCGGAGGUCCCCUCGACGCCCUGCUGCGUCCGCCCGUGCUGACGCAGGGCGGCUGGGUAUCGACGUCGGCCUUCCAGAAGCGCCUCGACGCCAUCACCUCGCUGGCGAGAGAGGUGCCCGCGUCCUUCACCGACGUCAUCAACCCGCAGUCCGUCUGCGUGCUGGCGCUGGAGGGGCUGCGGAGGGCGCACCAGAUGAGCAAGGGCGCGGGGGAGAAGCCCGGCGGGGUGUGGGGGUGGUCGGCUACCCUGCCCGCCAUGUUUAUCGACAUGGUGGCCAGCGGGCACUCUACCGCGCUCGUCAUCCUGGCGCACUACGCCGCUCUGGCGAAGCCGUGUGAGAAGACCGACUGGCUUUGCGACGGGUGGAGUAGCGCGGUGAUGCGCUUGAUUGAGAGGACGUUGGACGACGAGUGGAAGCCGUGGAUUGAGUGGCCGAAGCGGAGCGUGGUUGAGAGGAUUGACGUUGACGAUAUGGAAGUUUGAAUUGAUACCCCCCCAUUCCUAGUAUACCGUCUAUAACAGACCCUUGAACGUAAAUCUCAAAAAAAAAAAAAAAAAAAAGGAUACAAGUCCAGAAGCAUCACGGAAAUUUCAAGCGCUAUAUGUACAUUGGAUGUUGCCAAAUUUU